Molecule: messenger RNA, 1375 nt
Organism: Hypanus sabinus (Atlantic stingray)
Lineage: Eukaryota; Metazoa; Chordata; Chondrichthyes; Myliobatiformes; Dasyatidae
Product: zinc finger protein 239-like
Exons: 4
Coding region: 452-1375 (307 amino acids)
Biological process (GO): regulation of DNA-templated transcription
Molecular function (GO): DNA-binding transcription factor activity, RNA polymerase II-specific; RNA polymerase II cis-regulatory region sequence-specific DNA binding
Source: RefSeq, a predicted model, not a curated record
CGCAUGCGCGCUGUACACAAAGGCGCUCCGGAGGAUCGGUAAAGGUUAAAAGUGACAAGGAAGUUGUCUAUGGGAAUCUUGAACACAACAGCCAGUUUUGCUGUCUCUGUCCAGAUAUUUAAGAAGUGGAACAAGGGAUUCACUCUGUCAUCCUUCCUGUUCAGACUGUGGGGAGUGAUUCACUAGAUCAUCUGACCGAUUGGCCUUCCUAUCAUUUUACACAGGGGAAAGGCCGUUCACCUGCUCAGACAGUGUGGAGGGAUUCACUCGGUCAUCUCAACUGAAGGUACAUCAGCGAGUUCACACUGGGACAAGGCCAUUCACCUGUUCUGUAUGUGAAAAGGGUUUCAGAUGGUCUUCCCACCUGUGGACAUACCAGUCAGUUCACACUGGGCAGAGGCUGGUCACCUGCUGAAUUUGUGGGAAAGGAUUCACUUAGUCAUCUGUUCUAAUGGCUCACCAGCGAGUUUACACUGGGGAGAGGCCAUUCACCUGUUCAGUCUGUGGGAAGGGAUUCACUCAGUCAUCUGACCUAAUGGAUCACCAGCGAGUUCACACUGGGGAGAGGCCGUUCACCUGUUGGGACUGUCGUAAGGGAUUCACUUGCUCAUCUAAACUGAAUGUGCACCAGCGAGUUCACACUGGGGAGAGGCCAUUCACCUGCUCAGACUGUGGUAAGGGAUUCACUCGGUCAUCCGACCUACUCACACACCAGUCAGUUCACACUGGGGAGUGGCCGUUCACCUGCUCAGACUGUGGGAAGGGAUUCACUAGGUCAUCCGACCUGCUGGCACACCAGUCAGUUCACAUUCACACUGGGGAGUGGCCAUUCACCUGCUUAGACUGUGGGAAAGGAUUCACUUUUCCAUCUCAAGUGAAGGUACAUCAGAGAGUUCACAAUGGGGAGAGGCCGUUCACAUGCUCAGAGUGUGGGAAGGGAUUCAUUCAGUCAUCCCACCUACUGGUACACCAGUUAGUUCACACUGGGGAGCAGCCGUUCACCUGCUCGGACUGUGGGAAGGGAUUCACUUGCCCAUCUAAACUGAAAGUACAUCAACGAGGUCACACUGGGGAGAGGCCAUUCACCUGCACAGAGUGUGGGAAAGGAUUCACUCAGUCAUCACAUCUACAAGUACAUAGGUCAGUUCACACUGGGGAGAGGCCAUUCACCUGCUCAGACUGUGGGAAGGGAUUCAAAUCGUCAUCUCAUCUGAAGGUACAUCAGCGACUUCAUACUGGGGAGAGGCCAUUCACCUGUUCAGACUGUGGGAAAGGAUUCAUACAGUCACUCCACCUACAAACACACCAGUCAAUUCACACUGGGGAGAGCCUGCUGAACCCGGCCAGUGAAUCUGUUCUACAUCAGUCCAUUUAA